This is a messenger RNA of Malassezia japonica, 2889 nucleotides long. RefSeq lists its product as uncharacterized. Lineage: Eukaryota; Fungi; Basidiomycota; Malasseziomycetes; Malasseziales; Malasseziaceae. The coding region runs from base 1 to 2889 and encodes 962 amino acids. The transcript is spliced from 3 exons. The record is from RefSeq and is a predicted model, not a curated record.
AUGUCCAAGCGUAUCAAUGAGCUCAAGGCGCUCUGGGAGAAAGGCACACAGGAUGCACAGGAUGCAUCAUUAGACCAGACUCUUGCGUCUGUCCAUAACGACCAGACGCUGGGCCUGGAGUCGGAUAGCAGCAUUGACCUGCAGGCGACUUCCGAUCCUCGCGGCGCCCUGCUCCUCUCCACGACAGAAGAUAGCAUGGCAAGCGAGCGGCACUCAGCAGAAGAGUCGUCUUCUGGCGACCUGAUGGAUGAGCCGCUGCCCACUGCGCUGCCAGACCCUGCUGCGACGCCGCGCAAGUCGACGAGUUCCGCGUCGGCGACGCCGCGCAAGCCUCCGCAAUCUGCCUCUACGACGCCACGGACGACCGGAAAGAGCAGCUCGUAUACCACGCCUGCGGCAGAGGACUCGACGUGGGACCACGACGACUCGUCGCUCUCGACAUCGCUGCGUGCCAGCCAGCUGAUGCGCGGCAACGAGGCGGUGGACGAACUGCUCGAGGAGGAGGAGGGCGAUGCGACUGGCGACCGCUCCAACUCGGGCCAGUGGGGCGUGCAAGAGAUGAAGCGGCGCACUGCGGCCGGCAUCUCGAUCAAGUCGACGCAGCAAAAGAUUGACCAGCUGACUGCGGAACGCGACGAUCUCAAGAUCGAGGUCGACUUUCACCGGCGCAACAUGAGUCCCGAGGACGUCGGUGCAGAGGUUAUUUCGCUGCGGCAGGAGAAGUUGAGCUACGUGCGCCGCCUCCAGAAGCUCAAUGACCUGGUCAAAGGCCAGGAUCAGGCGCUAAAGACGGUGAACAAGCAGGUCAAAGGGUGGGAGACGAAGGUCCAGGACUAUGAUGUGCUGCAAGAACAGCUGCGUCGUGCCGAGGAGCGCGCGGCUGCGGCCGAGGCCAAGGCGGCUGCGGCGCGUCCGGACGACGCUAGGAUCGCCUCGCUCGAGGCCAAGCUGCGGAGCGAGCAAGCCGGCCGCGCUGUCCUGGAGGAUGAGCUUGCGGUGCUGCGCGACGACACGCAGCGCCAGCGUGGCCACCAGACCGAGGUGGACGAGCUGCACGAGGACAUUGCCGAGCGCGACGAGCUCAUCGACAAGCUGCGUGCCGAUCUGAUCGACGCCGAGAAGGAGCUGGACUACUUCCACGAGAAUCCGGAUGCCCCUGAUGCCGAGGCGAUGGUGCACCUCCAGCGCCAGGUCGAGGAGCAGAGCGAGCGGAUUGGCUCGCUGCAAGAUGCGCUCGAUGCUGAGCGUCUGUUGGUCGCCGAGAAGGACGGCGAGCUCGACCGCCUCGACCAGGUCCAGCGCGAGGCCGAGGCCGCAUAUGCCGCGCUCGAGAACGAACUCGCGGUCCGGACGCAGUCUGAGAUGGCCGCGCUGAGCCAAGCGCGCGAGCUCGACGAAGAGGUGCAGCGUCUGGAGCAGUCGCUUGAAGAGGCGCACUCCUACCACGAAGGCCUCUCGCAGGCGCUCAAAGAGAAGCUGUCGGAUACCGCCGUGCAGCUCCACGAGGCGCAGCAGUCGGUCGAUGCACUGUCGGUCGAUGUGGACCAGCUGCGCACCGAGCGCGAUUCUUUGCUCGACGCCGUCGAUCGGCACAGUGCCAAGCGCAGCGAGCUCGAGGAGCUCAACACCCGUCUGAACGAGAAGCUCGUCGAGCUCGUCAAGGACCUCAAGGAUGAAGAGACGGCACGCGAGCGCGCCGAUUCGUCCUGGUCCCAUCGCUACGACUCGACCGAAGUGCAGACGCAGCGCGCGCUGCAGACCAAGAACGAGCUCAUCGAGUCGCUCGAGCGCCAGCUCGUGCAGACCCGCAGCGACAAGCAGCAGCUCGAAAAGGAGCAUGCUCAGCUGCAGCGUGCGAUGCAGCUGCAGGACACCAAGCAGCUGCGCCGCAGCGAGGACCAGGCCACCGAGCGCCAGACGAUCGAAGCGGAGCGUGCGCGCCACCAGCGCGAGUCGAAGCGCCUCGCCGCCGAGCUGGAACGCGUCCAGGACGAGCUGGCGAGCAUGGAGGACCGUUGCCAGGACGCCGAGGCCGAGUCGCAGCGCCUCAAGGCCGAGACGAAAGAGCUGGUCACUGCACUCCAGACCGAGACGCGGACGCGUGUCGGUGCGCAAGAGCGUCUGGACCAGAAUCAGCGAUCUCUCGACGAGGCGCGGCACGACCUCGCGGCGUCGAGCACACGCUCGCGUAUGUCUGAGCAGAGCAGCCGCACGGCGCGCCGCGGCGAUGCGCAGCAGCAAGCGCAGCUUGCGGAGCGCAACAGUCUGCUGGCUACUGUCUACGAGACGCUGACCAAGGCGCUGGCGGGCGCGGACCAGACUACCGGCACCAUUCGCAAGCACGUGGGCGACGAUGGCACCUCGUCCGAAGCCAAGCUUGUUCACACCCACCUCCCCCAGUUUAGCGAGCGGCUGCUGCAGCUGGUGCGGCGCCUGGCUGCGGUGCAGAGCACGUUUGAGCAGCGUGCGCGUGCGCUCGAGCGCAGCCAGGCCGAUCAGCUCGCCGCGCUGCGGCGGCAGCAAGAGUCGCGCUGGAGCCAGAUUGAGCGUAUUGAGCGCUCGAUCAAGGCGGCUGCCGCGAAGCAAGCCCAGUGGCGCCGCCGCAUUGUGGAUACGGAGACGGAGCUCGCGGAUCUGCAGCGCACCAACACCUCGCUCAAGCAACAGCUUGCGCGUGUGCGCGACGCACCCGGCGCGCGCGGCGCGUCCGGUGCCGACUCGCCCGGGCGGUGGUCCGUGCGGUUGCGCGAGCUCGAGCAGCGCGUCAAAGAGGCGGAGGAGCGUGUGAAACGCGAGCGCCUUGGCGCCCGCGAGUCCCGUGCGCGUGACGAGGCACGAAUUCGGCACCUCCAAGCCCAGCUCGAGCGCCUCACGGCGCCCUCUGCAUAG